Molecule: messenger RNA, 243 nt
Organism: Boeremia exigua
Lineage: Eukaryota; Fungi; Ascomycota; Dothideomycetes; Pleosporales; Didymellaceae
Exons: 2
Coding region: 1-243 (80 amino acids)
Source: RefSeq, a predicted model, not a curated record
AUGUUCAUGACGUUCAGAUGCGGUAGCCAGGAGGACGCAAACGAGAUGCAGAAUGUUCGCGUAACGGAUCGCACGGGCCGGCCUAAUAACACAUCCCGUGUAGCGUGCGUUUCCUGCCGCAAGAAAAAGGCAAGAUUCCCAUUUCUGACAUUCACUACCUUGCCGCGACAAAGUCGGAUGUCGUCGGUGCCAACAGCGUGGCACGCGAUGUGUAUACGAUGCCCACACGAGUCGAGGCGGUAG